CCUGUUGGUAAGGGAAAAUGUCCUUGUUAGUAAAGGACAUAUUAUCCCAGUUGGUAUGGGAUAUGGGGCAGGCAUAACUAAAAUCCCUGUUGGCAUGGGAUUGGCUUAGCAUCUCAUAUGGCAACCAGUUGGUUUAAUCUCAUAUGCUGGUGAAAAAGCCUGUGGUUUCUGCCAAAUAGUAAAUCAGGGAAGGUCCCAGCUCAGAAAUCCAAAAAGGCCCCAAAACCAGCACCAGUAGAAGAAUCGUCUGAGGAAGAGUCUGAUGAUGAUGACGAUGAUGAUGAUGUGGAGAUGGAACAGGUAAAUGGAAAGGCCUCACCACAAAAGAGAAAGGCUGCAGAAGUUGAAGACAGUGAUGAAGAUGAUGAUGACGAUGAUGAUGAUGAUGACGACGACGAAGAAGAAGUUGCAAAACCAGCCCCAAGUAAAAAGGCAAAAGUCACAAAAGCAGCAGCAAAAGAGGAAAGUAGUGAUGAUGACGAUGACGAUGAAGAAGAUGAUGACGAUGAAGAGGAAGCUCCAGCCCCAAAAGCUAAAGCCAAGGCUGUGAAACAGGCCAAGAAAGAAGAAUCAGAUGAUGAAGAGGAUGAUGAGGAUGAUGAUGAAGAAAGUAGUGAAGAGGAGGAGGAGGAGGAAGAAGAAGAGAAACCAGUCCAAAAACAAAAGGCGAAGAAAGAUAAAAAGGAAAAGGCGGAGAAUGGAAGUGGAGAUCAAGACGGCUCUACCUUGUUUGUCAAAAACAUUGCGAGCAGCGUAGACAAAGAUAUGUUGUCGGAAAUGUUUCCAGGAUCCACGGAAAUCCGCAUGCCCACAAAGCAUGAUGGAUCUCCUAAAGGGUUUGCAUACCUGGAGUUUGAUGAUCCCAAGAAAGUCAAGAAAUACCUGGAGACCAAACAGGGGGAGGAGCUUGAAGGACAGGAGUUGUUCCUUGACUUGGCCAACAAAAAGCCGGCUAAUGACAGGAACCAGAGAGGAGGAAGAGGAGGCGGGGGCAGAGGAGGUGGAGGUGGAAGAGGAGGCAAAAGUGACCCUUCAAAGAUCCUUUUUGUGAAAAAUCUCAGCUACAACACCACAAAUGACAGUUUGGCUGAUGCAUUCGAUGGCUGUUCAUCUGCCCGAGUUGCCAUGGAGAGGGACAAUCCUGGAAGAUCAAGAGGAUUUGGAUUUGUGGAAUUUGACUCGGUGGAAUCCGCCAAAGAUGCUUUUAACUCCAUGAAAGGACAGGAGGUUGAUGGACGUCAGGUCUUCCUUGACUUUGCCGAGGAGAGAUCAGGUGGUGGCGGUGGUGGUCGAGGAGGUGGUUUCCGUGGCGGUAGAGGAGGUCGUGGAGGCGGGCGUGGAUUUGGAGGAGGUCGAGGUGGAGGCAGGGGACGAGGAGGAUUUGGAGGAGGACGAGGAGGCGGAGGAUUCACCAAGAGCCCAGCUGCAAAGGGAGCUGUACAAGAUUUCAAAGGAAAAAAGAAGACCUUCAGUGAAGAUGAUUGAAACCAGAUUAUAUGAUGACACCAGAGUCUUGUAAACACAAGCCACCACAGUGCAAUCCUGUUGAACGUUUUUCAGAAAAAUGACUGUUGUUUGAGAAGAAAUGAUCUAUUUUAAACACCAUUUUCUCUUUUUUAAAACUGUAGACUUUUAUACAUGUACUUUCCAUAUCAUAGAUUCAAUGGUCAUUUGACUGACUUUAUUCUAGUUCUUUGAUGGUUUUAUCUGGCUUGAAUAGUUAAGUAUGUUAGAGAAGGUUGUACAUAUAGAACUAUGUAUGUAUACACAUUGCUGUUCAUGAACUCUCAUCAUCAUGGUCAUUUUGUUGUUAUGUAUGUCCACAUUGUUUAUUCCUGCAUCAUUUUUUUUAAAUUGUGAUGAAUGUUGUUAAAUAUAUAAAGAUCAACAAAAAAUAAAGAGCUGCUAUAAUA
Magallana angulata is the source of this 1913-nucleotide messenger RNA. Its product is annotated as nucleolin-like. Lineage: Eukaryota; Metazoa; Mollusca; Bivalvia; Ostreida; Ostreidae. Bases 292 to 1485 code for a protein of 397 amino acids. Gene Ontology annotation, molecular function: RNA binding. The record is from RefSeq and is a predicted model, not a curated record. The transcript is spliced from 12 exons.